ACACUCAACUGUUUUAGAAGAGCAGUUCCCCAGAUUUCUCCUUGGAGCUGUGAGUGACUACCAUUGCGAGCAAGAGCAAGAGGAAAGCACUACCUGUGAGCAGAUGUCUGGUUCAUUCUCACCCUGUGUGGUGUUCACACAGAUGUGGCUGACUCUACUGGUUGUGACUCCUGUCAAUGGACAGCAUGAUUUUCUGGUGCUGCAAGCUCCACCUGCUGUGUUUGAAGGAGACUCUGUGGUUCUGAGGUGCUACGCAAAGAAAGGCAUAGAAGCAGAGACCCUGACAUUUUACAAGGAUGGUAAAGCUCUGACAUUACAUCCUCAAAGUUCUGAGUUCUAUAUUCAUCGUGCAAAUCUGAAGGACAACGGUCAAUACAAAUGCACUUCGAAGAAGAAGUGGUCUUUUGGGUCCCUCUAUACUUCCAAUACGGUCGUAGUUCAAGUCCAAGAGUUGUUCCCACGGCCUGUGCUGAGAGCCAGACCCUCCCAUCCCAUAGAUGGAAGUCCAGUGACCCUGACGUGUCAGACCCAGCUCUCUGCACAGAAGUCAGAUGCCCGGCUCCAGUUCUGUUUCUUCAGAAACCUCCAGCUUCUGGGGUCAGGCUGCAGCCGCUCCUCGGAGUUUCACAUUCCUGCCAUAUGGACUGAAGAGUCAAAGAGAUACCAGUGCAAGGCAGAAACAGUGAAUUCCCAAGUUAGUAAACAAAGUACAGCGUUCAUAAUUCCAGUGCAGAGAGCUUCUGCGAGAUUCCAAACACACAUCAUCCCAGCCUCAAAGUUGGUGUUUGAAGGGCAGUUGCUGUUACUCAACUGCUCAGUAAAAGGAGUCCCAGGACCCCUCAAAUUCUCCUGGUAUAAAAAGGACAUGCUGAAUAAAGAAACAAAGAUUCUUAAGUCCUCCAACGCAGAAUUCAAGAUCUCCCAGGUGAACAUCAGUGACGCAGGGGAGUAUUACUGUGAAGCUAACAACAGCCGCCGAAGCUUUGUCAGCAGGGCAUUUCCCAUCACCAUAAAAGUCCCAGUAUCUCAACCAGUUCUCACCCUAAGCACAGGCAAGACCCAGGCCCUUGAGGGAGACUUGAUGACACUUCAUUGUCAAUCCCAGAGGGGCUCUCCAUGUAUCCUGUAUGAAUUCUUCUAUGAGAAUGUCUCCCUGGGGAAUAGCUCUAUACUCUCUGGAGGAGGAGCAUACUUCAAUUUCUCUAUGAGCACAGAGCGAUCUGGAAACUACUACUGCACAGCAGACAAUGGCCUGGGAGCCCAGUGCAGUGAAGCUAUAAGGAUCUCUAUCUUUGACAUGACAAAGAACAGAAGUGUUCCUAUGGCUGCCGGAAUCACUGUGGGACUGCUCAUCAUGGCUGUUGGAGUGUUUCUGUUUUAUUGCUGGUUCUCUAGAAAAGCAGGAGGAAAGCCUACCUCUGAUGACUCCAGGAACCCUUCAGAUUCAGAACCCCAGGAGCCCACCUAUUACAACGUACCAGCCUGUAUAGAACUGCAGCCAGUGUACAGCAAUGAGCCUGAGGAAAACGUGAUUUACACAGAAGUACGGAGAACUCAACCAAGACAGAAACAUGCAGAUCAGGAGUCUGAAAGCCCAAGAUCAAGGUGCCAGAUGGCUGAGAAAAAGUAGGAUAUGUCUCCUCCAAGAUUCCCAAGAAUAGAAUGUGCCUGACUCCCACAGUACCCUGUAGAUCUGGCCAAUCAUCUCAGUUUUCAGUGGAGCCAUGGAAUAUGCUCCCAAUACCCUCCAUCUCUUAGAAGAACAAUCUCAGGUUCCAAUCUCGUCCCCGGUGCUUCAGAUCCAAACCUCCAAAAUUUCACAUUAUUUAGUAACAGAUUUGGUGGCACGCUCCUGACAAACUCAAGUCAAGAACCCCCGAGGAGAAUGGCAGACUAGAAGACGUUUCUACGCCACCCUUUAAAUGAGAAGAGCCACAAUAAGAAAAAUAGACACUUCUGAAGAGAAAGAAAGAAGAAACGUUUUAAAAUGCACCAAAAUAGUGUUAAAAUACCUGGAAAGUGGGGAGGAAAGACAGGUAACGCAUGAGAAACAGCCAACGUAAACACAGACCAGCAGCAUGGCUGUGGUGUGGACAGGGUGAACAGACUUCUCAUAAGCUAAAGGAAGCUGCCCUGGUGAGAGAAAACUGGCCGUCCUGCCCUCAGAGCAAGUCCUCAGCCCUCACAAGCCUGAAAACCAGUGGCAGCUUUUGUGAGACAACCAUUCCUCCGGCACUGAGAGAGGAAGCACACCCAGCAGCUGCGUGCGCCUCAGAGCGGAAGUGACCCGGUUUGAAUGAGAAGGUCUCCCACAGGCAUGUGGAUUUGAACUCUUGGACCCCAGAUGCUAGCACAUUUGGAGAGGUUAUAGAACCGCUAAGGUAUGGAACCUUGCUGGAGAAAGCGCGCCCCUAGAGAUAGGCUUCGUUAAGAGUGUAGCCUGCUUCUAGUUUACCCUCAGCUUUCUGUUUGAGGUUGAGGAUUCAAUCAUCCCCGCUUCCUGUUCUGGCCCCUCAGCCUGCCGUGGACUCUGCCUUUGGAACCAGAAGCCAGAAUCGGCAUGUUGUUCCUAAGUGGCUGCUGACUGGCCAUGCCAUUUUCCUCACAGCAACAGAAAAAUGUCUGAUCCAGACGUUGGUACAAAAGAGUGGGUACGG
This is a messenger RNA of Mus musculus (house mouse), 2657 nucleotides long. RefSeq names its product Fc receptor-like 5 (gene Fcrl5). Gene Ontology annotation, cellular component: plasma membrane. Bases 104 to 1630 code for a protein of 508 amino acids. The record is from RefSeq and is marked validated. Lineage: Eukaryota; Metazoa; Chordata; Mammalia; Rodentia; Muridae. The transcript is spliced from 12 exons.